Messenger RNA from Fomitopsis serialis, 327 nucleotides. RefSeq names its product P-loop containing nucleoside triphosphate hydrolase protein. The annotation marks the transcript as partial. Gene Ontology annotation, molecular function: RNA binding; ATP binding; RNA helicase activity. The transcript has a single exon. NCBI's taxonomy places the organism in Eukaryota, Fungi, Basidiomycota, Agaricomycetes, Polyporales, Fomitopsidaceae. The record is from RefSeq and is a predicted model, not a curated record.
GAGAUGAAGAAGGGUGCAGAAAUCAUCGUCUGUACGCCUGGCCGCAUGAUCGGUUUGUUGACUGCCAACUCGAGCCGUGUCACUAACCUCAAGCGUGUUGCGUACCUCGUCCUCGACGAAGCCGACCGGAUGUUCGACAUGGGCUUCGAACCUCAGGUCAUGAAGAUCGUCAGCAACAUCCGUCCCGACCGGCAGACCGUCCUCUUCUCCGCGACCUUCCCGAAGCAGAUGGAUUCGUUGGCAGGCAGGAUCCUGUGGAAGCCGCUCGAGAUCACGGUCGGUGGCCGGUCUGUUGUUGCUCCCGAGAUCGAUCAGGUCGUUGAGAUC